Molecule: messenger RNA, 5156 nt
Organism: Apis laboriosa (Himalayan honeybee)
Lineage: Eukaryota; Metazoa; Arthropoda; Insecta; Hymenoptera; Apidae
Product: collagen alpha-2(IV) chain-like
Exons: 6
Coding region: 59-4462 (1467 amino acids)
Source: RefSeq, a predicted model, not a curated record
GCACGGGAUCGAGAUCUUUGGGACGAUGGCUUGCUGAACGGAAGCGAACGGUGGCAGGAUGUUUGGCCGUGUGCGCGCCGCUUUCUUCACCCUGGUAAUUGCCACGUCUUUGUUGCAAUGCACACAGCAGGAAGGAAGUAGGCAAAGUAGAGAUGUAAUACUCAAUAUCAAAGAUGAUCAGAAAAGUCAAUAUUUAAAUCAAGAUUUCUAUUCUAAUGCAUACAAUUAUGGUUACCAAGUAAGUCCAAAUGGACAAUUUCAUCACGAAGUGCGUGGACCGGAUGACAUUACAUAUGGAUGCUAUGGAUAUAUAGAUCCAUAUGGAAAACUAAAAACAACAUUUUACAUUAGUGAUGGCUGGGGAUAUAGAGUCGUUCAACCAGGAAAUUCAGUCGAACUGUUUCUUCAUGAACAUGAACAUCAUCACGAAGAUGAUACAGAACAACAUUAUCAUGACCACAACGAUGAUCACCAUGAUCAUAAAGGUGUAAUUACGGAGUGGAGAAAUCUAUAUUUCCCAGAAAUAUGCAGACAAUUCGAUGGAACAAAUGCUGGACCAAACACUAAACCAAUCCCAGAAGAAGAAACGAGUGGUUCAAGCAAUGCUGGAAUACCUAUUCAACCAAGCCAACCAACACCAAUGCCGGAAUAUCCUAUUAAACCUGGGUAUCCUCAACAACCUGAACAAUCUCAAAAACCAGGAAUAACAGAAGUGCCAGUGACGAUGGGACAACCAGGAAAACCAGGAUAUCCAGGAAUACCGGGAAUACCCGGAUCACCGCCAAAACCUGGAUAUCCUGGAAAACCUGGAAGCCCACCACAACCUGAAUCACCGGGAAGACCAGGACAACCAGGAUAUCCUGGCCAACAUGGAUCACCUGGAAAACCAGGACAGCCGGGAUAUCCUGGCCAAUCUGGAACACCUGGAAUACCUGGAACUCCGCCACAACCUGGAUAUCCUGGGCAACCUGGAUCACCUGGAAAACCAGGACAGCCGGGAUAUCCCGGCCAACCUGGAACACCCGGAACACCAGGAACACCUGGAAUACCUGGAACUCCGCCAAAACCUGGAUAUCCUGGACAACCUGGACCACCUGGAAAACCGGGACAGCCGGGAUAUCCUGGCCAACCUGGAACACCUGGAAUACCAGGAACUCCGCCACAACCUGGAUAUCCUGGGCAAUCUGGAUUACCUGAAAAACCAGGACAGCCGGGAUAUCCUGGCCAACCUGGAAUACCCGGAACACCAGGAACACCUGGAAUACAUGGAACUCCGCCACAACAUGGAUAUCCUAGUCAACCUGGAUCACCUGGGCAACCUGGAUCUCCUGGAAAACCGGGACAGCCGGGAUAUCCUGGCCAACCUGGAAUACCCGGAACACCAGGAACACCUGGAACACAUGGAACUCCGCCACAACCUGGAUAUCCUAGUCAACCAGGGUAUCCUGCAAAACCAGGACAGCCAGGAUAUCCUGGCCAACCUGGAAUACCAGGAACACCAGGAACACCAGGAAUACCUGGAAUACCUGGAACUCUGCCACAACCUGGAUAUCCAGGGCAACCUGGAUCACCUGAAAAACCAGGACAGCCGGGAUAUCCUGGCCAACCUGGAAAACCAGGACAACCAGGACAUCCUGGAACACCUGGAACGCCGGGAAUACCUGGAACUCCGCCACAACCUGGAUAUCCUGGUCAACCUGGAACACCAGGAACAUCUGGUACACCUGCAACUCCGCCACAACAUGGAUAUCCUGGUCAACCUGGAUCACACGGAAAACCAGGACAAUCAGGACAUCCUGGAACUCCGCCACAACCUGGAUAUCCUGGUCAACCUGGAACACCAGGAACACCUGGAAUACCUGGUACACCUGGAACUCCGCCACAACCUGGAUAUCCUGGUCAACCAGGAUUACCCGGAAAACCAGGACAACCAGGAUAUCCUGGAAUACCUGGGACGCCGGGAAUACCAGGAACACCUGGAAUACCUGGUACACCUGGAACUCCGCCACAACCUGGAUAUCCUGGUCAACCUGGAACACCAGGAACACCUGGAAUACCUGGUACACCUGGAACUCCGCCACAACCUGGAUAUCCUGGUCAACCAGGAUUACCCGGAAAACCAGGACAACCAGGAUAUCCUGGAAUACCUGGGACGCCGGGAAUACCAGGAACACCUGGAACUCCGCCACAACCUGGAUAUCCUGGUCAACCUGGAACACCAGGAACCCCUGGAAUACCUAGUACACCUGGAAUUCCGCCACAACCUGGAUAUCCUGGUCAACCAGGAUUACCCGGAAAACCAGGACGACCAGGAUAUCCUGGAAUACCUGGGAUGCCGGGAAUACCAGGAACACCUGGAAUACCUGGUACACCUGGAACUCCACCACAACCUGGAUAUCCUGAUCAACCUGGAUUACCCGGAAAACCAGGACAAUCAGGAUAUCCUGGAAUACCUGGGACACCGGGAAUACCUGGAAUACCUGGAACUCCGCCACAACCUGGACAUCCUGGUCAACUUGGUACACCCGGAAAACCAGGACAACCAGGACAUCCUGAAACUCCACCACAAUCUGGAUAUCCUGGUCAAGCUGGAUCACUCGGAAAACCAGGACAACCAGGAUAUCCUGGAAUACCUGGGACGCCGGGAAUACCUGGAAUACCAGGACAUCCUGGAAUUCCACCACAAUCUGGAUAUCCUGGUCAACCUGGAUCACCCGCGAAACCAGGACAGCCAGGAUAUCCUGGAAUACCUGGGACGCCGGGAAUACCUGGAAUACCUGGAACUCCGGCACAACCUGUAUAUCCUGGUAAACCUGGUACACCUAGUAAACCUGGUAAACCUAGUUCUCCUACGCCAUCUCAUCCUGGAUAUCCCAGCAUUCCUGUGGCACCUGGAGUACCUGGAAUUCCCGGAACACCUGGGACACAAUCACAACCUGGAUAUCCCGGAAUUUCCGGUUUUCCCCCAGGUAAACCUGAUAAACCUGGUAAACCUGGUAAACCAAGCAAACCGGGUCAUCAUGGCUAUCCUGGUACUUCGAAGCCAGGUCAGCCCGAACAUCCGCCAUAUCCAGGAUAUCCUCUCGCACCUGAGGGUUCAUCUGGUGACAUAGGUCCUGAUGGUCCUAACGGCCCAUGGCCUAAUGGUUCCGACGGUCCUCAAGGUCCAGCCGGUCCCGAAGGUCCAGGUGGUCCCGAAGGUCCAGGUGGUCCCGAAGGUCCAGGUGGUCCCGAAGGUCCAGUUGGUGGAGUAGGAGGAAUAGGUGGUGAUGGACCGCCUGGUCCUGAUGGCCCAUGGCCGACAGGAUCCCCUGGUCCGGAUGGACCAUGGCCUGGUGAUCCGGAUUAUGUUCCUGGUGUUGCUCCAACGACACGACCUCGAUAUGAAGGGCCAAUCAAAGUUCAAUAUCCUAUUAAAUACUACGAACCUACAACGCCAACGACUAUCGAUAAUCAUCCAUUUUUUGGUCAGAAGCAAGUAGAUCGAUUAUCUAAGUACAAUUCGGAAUAUAUCAAUAACCACACUCUUAACGAAAAUUACGAAAAAAAUGUUGAGUCCACAGUGUUAGCGUAUCCAACAAAAAUAAGCAGCCCCUUCGGUUUAAAGGAUGCUCAAUUCAGAAAAGAUCAAUCAAGGACGCGUGGUUAUCAGUCAGGACAAGUGAAUCAGAAUGCGGACGAAAUUAAUUCCUUGUUGUACACGCGACGAAAAGAAUCACGUAAAUACAAAGAAGAGGAAGAGCAUAGUAAAUACGAGGAUGUUCAAAAAGUGGUAUCGCAAACUUCUCGGACCACUACUGGCAUUAAAUACCCUAGUCGAGGAAGAUUCCAAGGUUCCCGCGAAAAUCGUAAAUAUCCCCAAGAAGUCACUAAAAUAAGUGAACCGGUUAUUCAAAUAGAGACAGACCGCGAACAACAGGCCAAUGUAAAGCAUCAACCACCAAAUGGAAAUCAUAUCGCGUUCGCGAAACAGGUAAACCAAUUGUCCGAGCAAUCUAUCGAAUCAAAGCCCGAGCUCGCCGCGAUCGGCGUUCAUCCACCGAACACGAUCAACAUCAAGCCCUACCAGCAAUCUAUAGGGCCAGAUCCGCAAACCUGUCCCUGCUAUCUUGUCGAGCCGAGUAACAAUACAGCAACCAUCACGAGCACGACAUCCAUUCCCCUGAUUGGUCAGCUUGGCUUCAUUCCCGUGGUGUUCGUACCGUACUGUCCAGGCGACGAUAUGACGGACAGCACCCAAAACAUGAAAGACAUGUUCCCCUCCGCAAUGCCUGUCCCAUAUGCAUGCGACGCAUGCGAUUCUCAAAACGGGAGAGUCGAGACGAAGCUUGUCAGCCUAAAUCAGCUUGGCAAUAUAGAGAAUCUUCGCGAGGCGUUGCGGCAAGCGAAACUUGGCUUUUUAAAUGUUUCAGCACGCGGUCAAAUCGAAAGGAGAAGGGCAAAGCUACGGAACGUCAAAUGAAGAGUGCGAUUGCAACACACGGAUUGUAAAUCGUUACUCGAAAGAAGCCACGCGUUCGCGUAAAAACGAUUCGUAAAACGAUCAAACGGUGCCCGUCCAUUAGCUGCUGGACAGCUGACGGAUGGCCAAAAGGAGACACGAAAGCCAAUAAAGGAGAAAUCAUCGUCUCGCAGAAGGUAAUCAUGAUCUGUGCGUUCUUGUAAAAUCAGGUAAAAGAUAAUAAGUUGUGAAUGUUAUAAACGAUUUACGAUAAAUCUUAAAAGAAUUCUAACGAUAGUUUUAAGUUCUAGAUUGUAAGAAAUUGAUCGAAUAUCAUUGCCUUCUCUCUUAUUGAUAUCUAUAUAAUUGUGGAUGCAAUUUUCUUAGGAUUUAGAACUCAGGGAUUUGAAACUUAUUGUACAUCAAUAGUAACAGUUUUUUUUUUUAGAACGCUCGAUUGUGAUUAUCCAAAGAUAAUAAUGUGCCGAUUAGAGCGUGUCUGUUUUUUACUUUUCUCUGCUUUAAUUUGGAUAUUAACUUAUUUGAUAAUUGGUAAAACCUUGAACGUUGGACGUUUCUGUUUUUCUAUUAAUUCUAUUAAUUCUAUUAUGGUUUUUGUAAGCACUAAAUUAUUAAUAAUAUUCUAUACUGAAUUAAGAUUUAUGUUUCAUGUUAGCAAAAAUGAUUACGAGAAUGAUAAUAAUCUUAAAGUUAA